This is a messenger RNA of Prorocentrum cordatum, 276 nucleotides long. Lineage: Eukaryota; Dinophyceae; Prorocentrales; Prorocentraceae. The record is from the annotation of a GenBank genome assembly.
GCGCUGCCGUGAGUGCGGCGAGGCGCUGCGCCCCCUGGAGGCGGCGCUGCACGACUGCGCGGCGGUGCUGACGUGGCCGUUCCAGGCUGACGCAAUCAGCCUUCCUUCGGAUCCUACGACGGCAGCCCGGUGCGGAGCAGUACGCGCAGUACGGAUAGGCGCCCGGCCGCUAUCGGCGGCCGCCCGGGAGCAUCUCGGGACGCUGUGGGAGUUUGUCCGCCAGGACCUGUCCCACGGCCUGGAGCUGCCCAGCGCGGAGGCCCUCUCCGCUGGCUC